AAACUGUCUUAAUUGCCUUGCAGUGAAUUUCGCCUCAGCAUCUAACUCAUCUGUUUGAAACCUAUUUAAUAAACUUAGCAUUAUACCAUUAUACGCAACUUUCCAGACAGAAUAUGUGUGCGUAAUUUGGAGACAGAAGCACUACGCUAACGGUAUUUUCUUUUGGAGCUGUGUGCUAAAUGAAGACUUUAUAGGUAUCAGUGUAUAAACAUUAGUUUCACUCUUAAGACCGACAAAACUAGGAGUGUCCUGUAACUGCAUUUUUCCGUGGAGUGCAGUAAAGCCACCGCAAGGCCUAGGUUACGAUCAAUGCACUUUGGCCAAAGCCGUGUGUUUUUGCGUGUGUGUGUGUGGUACUAGGGGACUGUAUGCCACGCCUACACCGCCGGAUGCUUCCGCCGCACUGUAGAAGCAACACAAAGGCUUUAUUGGUGAUAUUCAGGCCAGACAGCCAAAUAACCUGCAGGAAAACAGCGUAAUAGCCCUAUUAUAAACGCAGUCUGUUAUAGUACCCAACAAUCCACACGCUCAGUGGGACAAUGUUAGUAAGGAAAAAUUAUGCUGUGAACAAACAGAAUAGAAAGCUUGACUAUACCACGGGCCUUUUUUUCUCAGUUUUUUGGUUAUAUUCUCCGAUUUUAUUUCCUCAUAAGAGGAUCAUUCAAAAUAUUUGCUUAAUUACUAAUAACUUAUGUUGUAUGAUAGUGAUAAAUAUACUUUUAUCAACAUUGCUUGUUCUACAUGCAAUAAUGUAAUAUGUCUGGUUAUUAUUUGAAACAUCAGUGCACUGCUAAAAGCCAGACAAAAGGAAUUUUAAUAGUGUUAAUAUUAUAAAGUAUUCUAAAAAUCUAUAGAAGCUGCUAUUUGCUGCUAAGAAGUGGCUUUCAUAUAUAGGCUAAUGCUAUUACAUUAGCACGAAUGAAUAUAUUCAAAUAUCUACACUUUAACACAAGUAUCAACUAUGCCAUACAACUAGGCCAUAUCUGUUAUCCCAUGAUUAGUUUCUGUGCUUUAUACUAUUCAAGUAGCCUAUUAGUUGCAUUACUAACAGCAACAUGUAUUAGUAUAUAAAUGUGUAUAAGUUUUUUUCUGUUUUGAAAAUGGAUGGCCUAUUUAGAUAUAUUUUUUGUAUGGCAUAUCUACCAUCUCCCGAAACUGACAUUUCAAAAUAAUUUGCUAAUAAAUUUCACCAUAUUUUUAACAUGACAAAUUAAACAGCUAAUUAAAUUUAUUUGAAAUGCGCCGCAGUAGAAGUACACACGCCUUCUGAGCCCGCAACGAUGUUGAAAGACUGCGGUCACUGGCUAGUAGAUCAUAUCUCAACUAUUCCAUGGCACUUAUUGCCGUAUAAAACUUACAUAUGGCUCAAGUAAUGAUUGUCUUUAUUUCUUAAACAUGUCUGUAAUAUUUUAUGUCACCUUGUGCUACUAUAAACAUUACGUGUUGGCUACAAGCAAUGUGUGAAGUCUGCAAAAUACUGCAUUUCUUAGCAUCUAGAACAUUAACAGCCCGGGGUAAUUUAGGUUUGGAAGAUUUCUGCAUUGUUUCGUGUUAUGUGGACGCAUUCCUUUUUUAAAAGUAAAAAAAUAAAUUAAACAAACCUUAAAAAUCUGUUUUGUGAGUAAUAUUGAUACAUUAAUUGUGGUCAUGAUUGUUUGAAUGAAAUAGCUUAUAUAUUUAUUAAUAUAAAAAAGAAUAAACCUAAUUGCACAAAUAAAACCAAAUUCGCUCACAUAGAAGCAUAGAGCCCUGCCAUUAACAAUUUUACAGCAAAAUGGAGGCUAUGUGAAGCUCUGGUUUAGGCGACCCCUUUAUUGUUCUCUCCUAUGGUCACGUGUCCGUGUCAUCCAAUCCUGUCUCGGCCGCCGUUCAACUUAUCAAAGGUCUGUAGUUCACAGUGAAGUCGACCGUUCCUAGAUUUGCAGAUUCCGCGCUUGUGUCUAUUCUGCGGUGAGGAUUGUACGCACGGUCGUGCCUGUGUGCGUUGUUUUUUUUUUGUUAUGUCGACCCUGGGCACUCUGGGUUACUACGCCGACUCGCACAUUCCUCACGAGGACGAUGAUCAUUUGGCGCCGCGGUUCCCAACUGCACCGGCGAUACAGAGCCAAGCUCGAGAGCCAUCUCUGUCUGAAUAUGGUGAACCCGAUUCGUACCCUUUCCAAAGCAAGUCGGCUAUUUUUGGCGCGUCGUGGAGCCCCGUGCCCGUGCAGCCGCCGGGCGGUACAUCUAUCGCAUACCAUCCUUACAUACAUCAACCGUGUCCGACAGCCGAGUCGGAUGGAGCGUCUGCGCGCGCCUGGGCGCUCGAGUCGCUUUCUGCGUCCGUGCCUUUCGCCGGAUUAUCGACAGAUGUACAUCACGAUAUUAAACUCGAGCCCUUGGUCGGAAGCGGUGAGUGCACCACGCUUGAUGCACGGACUCUAAUGGCCCCUGAUGCUCAAAACAACGCGAACCCUGCGGUGAAGGAGGCGGAUCUGAGCCAUGCGGAUGUGACAGAGCCAAGCGACGAGAAAACGUUAACGGAGACUAAACCGGAUCUGGACCCGAAUAACCCUGCGUCCAACUGGCUACAUGCGAAGUCCACGAGAAAAAAACGCUGCCCAUACACUAAGCAUCAGACUCUCGAGCUGGAGAAGGAGUUUCUCUUUAAUAUGUACCUGUCUCGUGACCGUAGAUACGAAGUGGCAAGACUGCUAAAUCUCACCGAGAGACAAGUUAAAAUAUGGUUCCAAAAUCGUAGGAUGAAGAUGAAGAAAUGCAACAAAAAUCGCCCGAAAGACAUCUGAAGUUAAGGAAUACUGAGUGCACACUGCAGUGUUUUGGACAGCUUUCUUUCUGCGCACCGGUUUUGUGUUAUGCCUCUACAACAGCAGAAACAACAACAGCAACAAAAUUAUUUUCCCAACAUUUUUCGGUGUGAGAAUGUGCCGGUGUAAUGAUUGCGUUUUGUUAUAAGGCUGUUUGUUAGUCCUCGUGUCGUGUUUGCUUGUGGUAGGUCCAAGUGUUUAUAAUUGUGUAUAUUUUGAGCCUCAUCCAGAUAUGAGGAACUUUCCAUGUAGGCUACUGAUUUCAGGGACAUAUACUAAAUGCUCGAUAUAUUUAAUAUUGUUGAUUUGCAUGAGUGUCAGUUGCUUUUUAAAAUGCCAGAAUGACUUCUGUCCAGAUAUUUAAUGUUUAAUGUAAUGUUUAAUGUAACUACCUAGAUGUAUUUGAACUACCUAUUUGCAGUAUGAAAAUAAGUGUUUUGUCAUUGAGACAUUGGUGAAUUUUGUAUCAUAAACAUGCUUGAAUUUUUUUGUGACUGGAAAAAAAGCCUGUACACAUAAAUACCUCAAAUCAUCAGUUAGCUUAGCCAUUUUCAACUGAAAGUUCAUCUGUGUAGAUGACAAAUAAAGUUUAGAAAAUUUAAUAGUUUGUUACUGCUCUAUUUCCGUUUGAAAAACAGCAUCACUGAACUUUUAAAAAAUAAUGUAUUUGUUUUUACAUGAAAAGACAUUUACAAUAAUUACUGUUAUGCACUGCUAUCAGUGAUAAUAGUAAUAGAAUAGAAUAAUUUAUAUGAAUAUCUUAUAUAAGAAUACAUUUAUACAAGAAUCUUUAAUUAGGAUUUAAUUUAGGAUAUAAGGGAUUUGAAUUAUGUGGUAGUCUUAAACCUGUACUGGGUUUCAAAAAAGGAAAAAUGUUACAGCUUAAAUCUGCUCUACGUCACGUUUACCGUCCCAUAUUCAACUUUUCACUAUUUAUAUAUCACAACAAAUUCCCUGUUUCGUGUCUCGUUUGUGUCACAUAAAUCAGGUUUAGUUUGUUGUCCGUGGACAGGCUUGAGUGUGUUAUGUGUACGUGCAUUCGCAAAUGAUAUUGGUGACCAUACCGACAAUAAACCACAAUCACAGUCUUAACAGUUUAUGGGGUGCAAAGUGAUUGAAGGCCGACCUGUAGGAAUUUUUCAAACGCCACUUCCUUAUCGUCAUCAAUAUAAUAACACACACGGACUAUGUUGUGUGACAAACAUGGGGUGUGAGCAAUUAUAGAAGCAGCGGUCUACCGCAUAUAGGUUGCAUCAUAAAACUUUAACACACAAAAAGGGCUUAAACACAAAUUCCCUCGCGCACAUACAAACACAGGCACCCGCAAGCAUCUUCUUUGAAGGCAUAUUAGAGAUUUUAGGUCACAGUAAGGUACAGUAAGAAAGGUUAUCAUUUUAUCUGUCUCUAACAGCUGUUAAGGAACAAUGAUUUGGAGACAUUCUCUUGAUUAUUGCACUACAGGCUGUGCCUUCAAAGCUAUAGGCACAGACAGCACCAUAAAACCCGAGGCUUUCCGCACUGUCUGGCUUUUUCUCUGCUAAUUACUUUAUUACAGCAACAAUGACGACACUCCUGAUCGGGUCGUCCGUUUGUUAACAACAGACAAAAGCAAAGAGAAAAAAACAGACAUUUUGACCCAACGCCCCUGUGAGACUUGCGGUUUGCUCUAGCCAGUGUUCACUAAUACUCAUAGUUUUUUCCAAGAACAAUUUGAA
This is a messenger RNA of Hemibagrus wyckioides, 4522 nucleotides long. RefSeq names its product homeobox A9b (gene hoxa9b). The record is from RefSeq and is a predicted model, not a curated record. Bases 2001 to 2786 code for a protein of 261 amino acids. Gene Ontology annotation, biological process: proximal/distal pattern formation; regulation of transcription by RNA polymerase II; embryonic skeletal system morphogenesis. The transcript is spliced from 2 exons. Gene Ontology annotation, cellular component: nucleus. Gene Ontology annotation, molecular function: DNA-binding transcription factor activity, RNA polymerase II-specific; RNA polymerase II cis-regulatory region sequence-specific DNA binding. NCBI's taxonomy places the organism in Eukaryota, Metazoa, Chordata, Actinopteri, Siluriformes, Bagridae.